AUGGAAUCCGUCAUUAAGUUAUUGCAUCAAGCUUGUAAGGACUAUUUCAGUGAGGAUGCUCCUUCUGAGAAGGACAUUGCCGCUGUACUUACUCGCCUGGAAGAGGAGUGGAAUCUUCCCUCCCCUCAGGGCAUUUUAGACCCCACUAGAUGGGAUGCAUUUACAUCCGCGCUUGCGCAGCGUGCGAUAGAGGAGCAGAAAGUUGCGGAGCUUAAAAUUUGGGGGUUGGUCCUCGGCGCUCUCCGAGCCGCGAGAGAAGAAGAUAGAAUUCCUGAAGCUGCGCGCGUUAUGAUGGGUUUGGAAUUUAAUAACACCGUGAGAAACGGCGCGGGAAGUGUACUUUCCUGCAGGUCCCCCGAGGAAGAGAACACCGCAAAUAUGCCCUCAGCUAUGGCGACUAACAUCUCGUUCGCACCUUCAGCACCCCCUUCUGCUCCCCUCUCGGCUCCAGCUUCGCAUAAACAAAUAGAAGAAGACUGCGCUGAACUGUCUGCACUUUUAUCUUGCAAAACGGCUCAAGUGCAGGAAUCCAAGGUCGCUGAAACUCCCCAGCCGUAUCCAGGACAACCGCUGUAUCCUUCUCUGUGUAACCUAACACCACCUGUGGGGGCAGGGAAAAAAGUGAGCUGGGAUGGGACACUUGCUGUCUCCUCUCAGGAGGUGGAAUGCAGUAACACCCAGGGGGGUGGGGACUGCGGGAAAGGCCUGGGUACGGAUUGGUCAAAAGUUAGGGAGGUAGUAGAAGAAAAAACAGCAGAGAGAAAGGGAAGCGAUGUAAGUUACAGGCGCUGGGAUGAUAGUGUCCGGCCAGCACUGUCCACCCUGACUGCGCCUGAAGGUGUAGGUGGCGUCCGGCUGGUGCCCUCUGCUCAGGUUGCACCCGAUGGAGAAAGAAAUAACGAUAGUCUCCGGACCCACUCUCUGCCACAGUGUUCAGGCCCAUUGACUCGACCCACACAUCCUUCUACAAGAUUGAGAUAAUUAUACGGUGAUUAAAGACCUAUCACCUACUCCAAGUGGGAUGAAUCUCGUUUUGGCUUACCAAGGAAGGACAUUGGUAAGGAACAUUUUGCAACAUGAUGACCUGCACCAGUUGCUGAAACGUGUCAGAGACAAUGGACAGAAAACCUUGAUCACCGUUCACCAUGACACAGAAGAGAUACAUCGUGUCCUAGAGAGAGUAAAGAAGGACAGAGAACACCACUGAUGGGAAGUGCUUCUGGGAUGGUCCACCAAAGCGACGAGAAUGUUUAAAUCUGUUUAACUCUAUUCGUUAUUCAGUUAUAGUUGUAUUAGGUCUAAUAUUAAUAGGCUUUACACUUAUAGUCAUAUUAUAUAUAGGCAUAUAGGUAUAUUACAUUUAUAAGCAUAGUUUAAGACAUUAGAGUAGGAUUAUUUGGCGAAUCGCGAUGUAACGGGGCAAAAGGCUUAACCGAGAGGACAAUGGCAUGUAUAGGCGCAAUGCGGGGAUUUCGGGGUGUACGCGGUUAGGGUCCUCUCGAGUUGUAGUAGAUUUGCUUGAGCUUAGGGAGGGGGAGAUGUAGUUAACAAAAUACGUAAGUUAGAGAUGUAGUCAACGAAAUACGUAAAGCGGGGGCUGUCAAGGUCACCAGGCGUAACCAGGCGUAAUCUGUGUGGGCCCCUUGCGUGGUUAGUUAAUACGUGAAAGGGGGGCUGUAACAGUCAUCAGCCUCUGCGGGGGGCUCCUUGACUCAUAAGAAAACCAUGAUGAGACAUGGCAAGACAAGACAUACCACAUGUCUAUUGGGCACAGAUAACUGUAGCAAGGAUGAUUGGUAGC
This is a messenger RNA of Lagopus leucura (white-tailed ptarmigan), 1801 nucleotides long. RefSeq lists its product as uncharacterized. The record is from RefSeq and is a predicted model, not a curated record. NCBI's taxonomy places the organism in Eukaryota, Metazoa, Chordata, Aves, Galliformes, Phasianidae. The transcript is spliced from 2 exons. The coding region runs from base 1 to 981 and encodes 326 amino acids.